This is a messenger RNA of Nicotiana tabacum (common tobacco), 644 nucleotides long. The record is from RefSeq and is a predicted model, not a curated record. NCBI's taxonomy places the organism in Eukaryota, Viridiplantae, Streptophyta, Magnoliopsida, Solanales, Solanaceae.
CGUUUACUUGUAGAGAAAGAAGAGAAUCCUUUUACAGAAGAACCAAAUCUACACUCGAAAAGCUCCGAUCAGAGAUGGAUCCAAAGCUAAGAGAAGUUUCACAAAUUUUCGAGCGAUUCAAAGCCGCUUUUGUGCGUAACGAUUUCGGCGCUUGUACUACCCUACUCUCUCAGCUCAAGGUUCUGUUGACCGAAUUCAAGAGCCUACCUCCCCUAUUCCAAGAAACACCUAAUGCCAUCCAUGAGUUGACAAUUGCAAGAGAUAUUUACGAGCAUGCGGUUGUUUUAUCUGUGAAGAUGGAGGAUCAAGAUGCUUUUGAGAGGGACUUUUUUCAGCUAAAGUCUUAUUACACAGAUGCACGUGGUCGUCUUCCACCUUCCCCGCAGGAAUACCCAAUCUUAGGUCUCAACCUUCUGAGACUCCUUGUACAAAAUAGAAUUGCUGAAUUCCACACUGAACUUGAGUUGCUUUCUCAACGUGCUUUGGACAAUCCAUGUAUAAAGCAUGCUGUUGAAUUGGAGCAAUCCUUCAUGGAAGGGGCCUACCACCGGGUGUUGAGUGCAAGGCAGACCGUGCCAGAUGCAACCUAUGCUUAUUUCAUGGAUCUGCUUGCAAAGACUGUGAGGUAAAUUAAUUCAUUCCAC